AUGAGACGGGCCCAGAUCGGAGCACGAGCCGGAGGUGCUGGUCGACCUCUGGGCGGUCUCAACGAAGAAGACGAAGAGGAGGAGGAAGAGGAAGAUGAUGCCGAUAGCAUGGACAUCGAUAAGGAUACCAACAGCAAAACUCAGGCUCUAGAGCAGAGGAUGCAAAGGGCCAAUAUCCAAGACCACGAUAAUACUCAUACUCGUGGCCGUGAGCGAGAGCGAGCCACUAAUGAGAAGGGCUACGGGCAGCAUUCGGCGGCCGUGACCGCUGCUGCACGACAGCAAGUGCGUGAGCGACAGCGACAAAAGGGCGCAUUUGAGCUCAAUUUGGACAACGCAACGCUGCUGGGCAAGCGAGGCAAGAAGAUUCCCGUCAUGGGAGCGUAG
Trichoderma gamsii is the source of this 387-nucleotide messenger RNA. RefSeq names its product CAMK/CAMK1/CAMK1-RCK protein kinase. The record is from RefSeq and is a predicted model, not a curated record. The coding region runs from base 1 to 387 and encodes 128 amino acids. The transcript has a single exon. NCBI's taxonomy places the organism in Eukaryota, Fungi, Ascomycota, Sordariomycetes, Hypocreales, Hypocreaceae.